CCUCGUUUGGUUACAACGCUGCCGCGGCCAUGGGGGGCAAGAAUAAGCAGCGGACGAAGGGCAACGUGCGGCCCUCUAGCAGUGGUAGAGCAGCAGAACUUCUGGCCAAAGAACGAGGAACUGUUUCUGGGUUUAUUGGCUUUGGCACGUCUCCUGGCGAUCUAGGAUAUGUUCCUGCAGUUCAAGGAGCUGAAGAAAUAGAUAGCCUUGUAGAUGCUGACUUUCGAAUGGUGCUGCGAAAACUUUCCAAAAGAGAUGUUAUAACCAAAUUAAAGGCUAUGCAGGAAUUUGGGACAAUGUGUAAAGAGAGAGAAACAGAGACUGUUAAAGGAGUUCUGCCUUACUGGUCUAGAAUUUAUUGUAAAAUAUCCAUUGAUCAUGAUCGCCGGGUCCGAGAAGCAACACAACAAGCUUUUGAGCAGCUUAUUCUGAAAGUUAAGAAAAAUUUGGCUCCUCAUUUAAAAAGUCUCAUGGGAUACUGGCUGAUAGCUCAGUGUGAUACUUAUUCUCCAGCUGCAUCAGCAGCUAAAGUGGCAUUUGAAAAAGCUUUUCCACCAAGCAAGCAACCUGAAGCCUUAAUCUUUUGUAAAGGUGAAAUUCUGAAUGUGCUACAAGAUCAUCUUCUAAAAGAAACACCAGAUACACUAAGUGAUCCACAAAUUGUGCCCGAGGAAGAAAGGGAAGCCAAAUUCUUUCGAAUUUUAACAUGUUCUUUGCUAGCUUUAAAGAAACUGCUCUGUGUAUUGCCUAGUAGUGAGAAUUGCUUACUGGAAGAGAAACUUAAGCCUCUACUGUCUCAAACCAAGUUCUGGAAAUAUGGGAAGCACAAUACUCCCCAGGUCCGUUCAGCUUUCUUUGAACUAAUUUCUGCUCUUUGCCAAUAUGUUCCUGAAUCAGUGAAAGCUGAAGCAUCAAGAGUUUGCCCAGCAGUUCUUCUCAGCAUUGAUGACAGUGAUGCUAUUGUAUGCCCUGCUCUUUGGGAAGCUGUGCUUCAUGUCCUUGCAACCAUUGAGGAUUGUUGGAUUCAUGUGAAUGCCAGAAAGGGGGUCCUGCCAAAGUUGUGGAGAGUACUUCAAGAAGGAGGACGAGGUCUUGCUACUAUCAUAUAUCCUAAUCUGUUACCUUUCAUUAGCAAGGUACCUCUUGACGUUACUGAACCAAAGCUGGACUUUUGUAGAACCUUUUUCACCUUCAUAAUUCAAGGCAUGUUGACUGAAAGAGCUACAACUAGCCGUUCAGAGUGCUCUGCAAUCUCAUCGGCAUUUAUGGAAUGUUUGCGAUUUACCAUAUUGCAGAACAUAGGUGAAGAAGAAGAAGACAUUAAAAUUCAAGAAAUGCUUAUAAGUGAUCAGCUAAUUCCUCUCAUAGACACGGUGAUUAAAGAGCCCAGGUUACAAAAUGGACCUUUGUUUUAUGAGGUAGCAGACCUUUUAAGCUCUUGGGAAACAAGAAGAGAAAAUUCAAGUUGUGAAGAAACAGCUCUCACUUUUCAGAGAAUGUUGUUGAACUUUUGGGAUGGACUUUCUAAAGUUUGUGUGGUCCAUGUUGACAGAACAGAUGUGGAUGAGAAAGCUUUGGCUGCUGUGUCCUGUUUGCUACAAGUCCUUCAGAACCCGGAAGAGAAGUUGAAACCAAACAAAAGAAAAGCUGUAAAGAUCAGGUUUUCAGAAGAAGCUGAAGUUGAGAACAGCACUGAGAAUGAGACAUAUGUGGAUGUGGGAAGUAGUAAUGAACCUGGCAUUAUUUUUCAAGCACAGCAUCUUUCCCCUCUAAGGAAAGAACCUUUGGAAGAUCUAGUUUGUACACUUGCAGAACUAAGUAUUGUUUAUACCAGUGAUCAAAGAUCUGACCCGCACUUGAAGUUCCUCUCUGCUCUGCUCAGCAACUUUGCCUCUAGUAGAGUUUUCCAAGUACUCCUAGAGAGUAGGAGCAAUAUUCAAGAUGCUAUAAAACCUCAGUAUGAAAAUCCAUCUCUCCAGUUUCUGUAUGAAAAUGUAAUAGAUUGGCUGAAAGAAGACUGGAGGAAAGAGACAGACUUUUUGGUUGAUAUUUUGUAUAGUGUCCUCCAUUGCUGCUGCAGCACCACAGAGAGAGAAAAUAUUCUCAAUGAUUUAACAAAGAUGGAUCUGAAGUGGAAGAUUCUCCUUCAAAUAAUUCAAAAGGUAUUGUCAGCUUUUUUGUUCUUACUUGAGUCCUUGAUUGGUGAAGUUUAUGUCAAAAGGAUAAUUGACAAACUUCAAGGCAUUGAGUCCUUGAUUGGUGAAGUUUAUGUCAAAAGGAUAAUUGACAAACUUCAAGCGGCUCUUUCUAAAGCGAAGGAUCUUUCAGAAGCUGGAAAUGCUGAGCCAUCUGUGUCAUUCAUCUGUGAUGUAGCCUCUAACUUCUUUAGCUCAGUUAAAGGAUGCUUGUUGAUGCCAUCAUCAGAAGAUUUGUUGUUCACCAUCUUUCAGUUGUGUGCAAAAAGCCAGGCUACAACAUAUUUGUCAGAUUUCCUUGUAAAUAAGCUGAAGCACACUUGGAUGUGUGGGUUAACAUCACUUGUGCAUCAGCCUGGUGGUAUGCAUAAAGAGAGCACCUUCCUGCAGAGAUCUGCAUUCUGGGUGAAGAACCAGCUUCAGUCAUCUGUGAUGGAUGUUAAAAGUCUGCAGGUUUUGAUUUCUGCAGUCAGUGAUUUGCUAACUGAACUGUUGGAAGCUGAUGAAGUUUCUGCUUAUAUUUUGAAAGACUACAUUGAAUGGCUGACCCCAAGCAAAUGUGAAUGGGAAAAGAUGCAGGAUUCCCUAUCUACUGAGAAAGUUGCAGAACAGCUUUAUGCAUUACAAUGGAUUGAAGAACUAGCAAACCCACCGUGCCUGCUUCUUGAAUUUCUUCAGAAGCUCGAAGUAAUGAAUAUUUCAUCUGAGAAAUUAUGUGCUCUUAGUAAUAUUCCCUGUCUAUUACAAAUCUUAUUUAAAAGAUCAAAAGAGAGUGGAAGACUUUGGACCUUAACUUUGGCUAAAAUGAUAAAUACAAAGAAUAUUUCAUCCUGUGAGAUAAAAGCCCUUUUCAAUACAACAGAAAGUUUUUUCCCUUUAACAGAAGGCAACUUGCACACACUUCAGAACCUGUCUCCAUUUUUACUUGAAGAAGAUAAGGAAGAGCUUGUCAUUCAGUGUACUGCUAAACUUAUGAUGUGCGACAAAAUUGAGCUUUCUGAGAUUGAUGGACCUUUUGGAUAUCUUGCUGUUUUAAAUUCUUGCUUGAGUGGUGGAAACAUUGAUUGUGGAGAAUUAAUGCCUGGAAUAUUAAAAAUAAUUAUAUCCUGGCGACAUGACUAUGAAGACAUCUUUCUUUUUAGCUGCAAUCUAAAGGAAGCAAGUCCUCAGUUACUUGGAUUCAAUAUUGAGAUGAUACGUUUCCUUUCUCUGUUGCUGAAAAAUUCUUCCUCUCUGCUGGAUAGCGAGUGGGAUUUUGUCAUGUGUUCCAUGCUGGCUUGGUUAGAGACCACAAGUGAAAGCCAGGCAGUCUUUUUUAUUGCACUGGUACAAGUGUUUGCCUGUGUGAGCUGUGACUUGACUACUGCCUUGAGUGCCUACUUCCAGGCAUUAACUCCAGAAAUCAUUGAAAAACUUCCAGCAAACCUCAUAAGUGAAUGGCAGGAGUUCUUUUCUGAAGGCAUUCAUAGUUUACUUUUACCUUUGAUGGUAAAAAUCACAAGAGACAAAAAUAUGUCAGAAACGUCAUUUCAGAACUCUGUGUUGAAGCCCUUGGGUGAAGCUCUAAUAUUUGUCUCAAAGGAUCAGUUACUGAACCACAAACUUCCUGCCAAAUUUGUUGCUAGCCAGAAGACAAACCUUCCUGAUAAAGUGCAGACCUUGUUAAAUACACUAUCUCCACUACUGCUGUUCAGAGCUAGACCUGUUCAAAUCACGGUAUACCACAUGCUAAAUAAGUUAAUGUCUGAUUUGCCUGAAUUUGACAAUAAAGACCUCAAGUCCUAUGGUGAUGAAGAGGAAGAACUAUCAUUGUCUCCCCCAGCAGCUCUUAUGACUAUUCUUGCCACUCAAGAAGAUUUACUAGAAAAUGUCCUAGAAUGCAUUCCAGUUGGAGAGUUUGCAGUUGUUCAGCCAUUGAGUGAGGAGUUUUGCCUUGUUUUAGGGUAUCUGCUCACAUGGAAAUUAAUAUUAACUUUUUUCAAGGCAGCAUCUUCUCAGUUACGAGCUCUUUAUUCACAAUACCUUCGAAGAACUAAGAGUUUGAAUAAACUACUGUAUCACCUGUUCAGGCUUAUGCCAGAAAACCCAGCUUUUCCAGGAUCAACAGCUGAAUUUCCUAAUAAGGACACAAAAACAUAUUUUACUGAAGAGCUUACUUUAGAUGUUAAAGACAUGUCAACACUGUCAUCACAGAUCCCACAUCUGGCUUGCUCAGUUUACUGCAUGACAUUAAAAGAUUUGCCAGCCAUGGUUCGCCUUUGGUGGAAUAGCUGUGAGAAACGAGUCUUCAGCAUUGUAGAUAAAUUUACAAGCAAAUAUGUCAGUAACAUCCUUUCAUCACAAGAAAUAUCUUCGGUGCAGACCAGCACACAGUUGUUUAAUGGCAUGAUGGUAAAGGCUCGAUCUGCUACUCGAGAAGUCAUUGCUACAUACUCAGUCGAUGAUAUAUUCAUCGAGUUGAUAAUACAGCUUCCCCAAAAUUACCCCCUGGGCUCCAUCACUGUGGAGAGUGGAAAGAGAGUUGGUGUAGCUGUUCAACAGUGGCGCAACUGGAUGCUACAGUUGAGCACAUAUCUCACUCAUCAGAAUGGAAGCAUUAUGGAAGGUUUAGCAUUAUGGAAAAACAACGUGGAUAAGCGUUUUGAAGGUGUUGAAGACUGCAUGAUCUGUUUCUCUGUUAUACAUGGUUCUAACUACUCUCUUCCCAAAAAAGCCUGCAGAACAUGCAAGAAAAAGUUCCAUUCUGCCUGCCUUUACAAGUGGUUUACAUCUAGUAACAAGUCCACCUGUCCGCUUUGUCGAGAGACCUUCUUCUGAAAUACAUCUCUACUUCUGUGAAUUUCUCAAACACCAAGCACACCUGGAUUCAGUUAUGAAAUAAGCUAAUUUUAGCCUUAUUUAAAAUAAAAAUCUUGCAUCGUUUGGUCAUCAUGAUCCAUGUCUACAGCAUACAAUUUCCAUUAAAUAGACUUAUUUAUUCUUCCCCACACUUACCUUUCAAGAAGAGUGAGAUAAGGAGUUUGAAAUCAAAGGGAGAUUUGAUUCCCAUGUUUCUCCCCCCCACCACCACCAAGUGGUUAGAACAUCCAACCCUUAAGCCUAGGGCCUUCUGUCUACCUCACACUUUCAAUCAGGGGAGGGAGGGGG
This is a messenger RNA of Gekko japonicus, 5342 nucleotides long. It is a transcript of the gene LTN1, whose product is annotated as listerin E3 ubiquitin protein ligase 1. Gene Ontology annotation, biological process: rescue of stalled cytosolic ribosome; ribosome-associated ubiquitin-dependent protein catabolic process. Gene Ontology annotation, cellular component: RQC complex; cytosol. Bases 30 to 5012 code for a protein of 1660 amino acids. Lineage: Eukaryota; Metazoa; Chordata; Lepidosauria; Squamata; Gekkonidae. Gene Ontology annotation, molecular function: ubiquitin protein ligase activity; ribosomal large subunit binding; zinc ion binding. The record is from RefSeq and is a predicted model, not a curated record. The transcript has 30 exons.